AUGAGUGACUCCGCCCAAUUUCACUUUGUAAUGUGCUUUUAUAAAGUGAUCUCUAAAGUGCUUGCAAAUAGGCUAAAGAUGGUGCUUCCCCAUAUUAUCUCUGAGAAUCAAUCAGCCUUUAUCUCUGGUCGCCUUAUCUCUGAUAUUAUCAUGAUUUCUUUUGAGGUCAUGCAACAUCUCAAAUGCAAGAGAAAAGGUAAAAAUGGGUAUAUGGCAUUGAAACUUGACUGGGGCUUUCUUCGAGCCAUGUUGCUUCGUAUGGGCUUUGCUAGUCGAUUUGUAGAUUUGGUUUUUCUCACUGUUAUAACUGUGGAGUACAAUGUGGUUCAUGGUGGUAAAAGUCUGAAGGCAAUUAUUCCACAACGAGGUAUCCGCCAAGGGGAUCCCUUGUCUCCGUAUCUAGUUCUAAUUUGUGCAGAAGGAUUCUCAUCUUUGUUGAAACAAUUUGAGAGACUCAGUCAUCUAAAAGGUUGUAAAAUGGCUAAUAGGGCUCUUAUUAUUUCACAUAUGCUAUUUGUCGAUGAUAGCUAUAUCUACUGUCAUGCUAAGGGAGGCGUCUAA
Cannabis sativa is the source of this 561-nucleotide messenger RNA. RefSeq lists its product as uncharacterized. NCBI's taxonomy places the organism in Eukaryota, Viridiplantae, Streptophyta, Magnoliopsida, Rosales, Cannabaceae. The coding region runs from base 1 to 561 and encodes 186 amino acids. The transcript has a single exon. The record is from RefSeq and is a predicted model, not a curated record.